CUGAGCCACCCAGGCGCCCUAAGUGGUUUUUCUACUCGAUCUAUAAAUUCCUUUUUGGCUCUUGCUGGGUUUUACUGAAUACUACCAACUUUCUUCCUUCCACGUUUAGCUGCACUCCUCUUUCGUUAUGUUGUGUGGUGUUAAGUUGUGGAUCUGUGUCCUCAGAUGUUAGCGCCUUGCUUUCUCCUUUUCCUGGUUUUAUCUUCAGUAUUCUAUUUCCUUCUUCUUCUUUGUUACUUUUACCUUCCUAUAAAUUACUUUUUUCCUCUUUCAAAAAUCUCUCGUUAGGUUACCUUCUUGUAUCUUUGUGUUUAAUUGUGGCUAAAUUGUUGUUAUCUUCAUGAUCUUCUUUUUACUUGAUUCCAGUAAUCAUGAACUCAUUAUGUACUGUGUUUAUUUUCAUAUUUUUGCAUGGUUUCUAGUUAGAAGCUCUGUGUCCAGUAACCCCUCGUGAUUUAAUGGAAAGAACUCAGCUCUGAAAGUGGAAUCCCAGGUUUUCUUUUCAACUCUUCAAUCAGUUAUGACCUAAACUCUCUGUCCUCAUUUCGCAUAUGUAUUCCUGCUUCUGAGAAUCAAGUGGAAACAUAGAUUUGAAAAAUAAAAAAGUGUAAAGUGCCUCUUGGACUUUAAGCAACUUGCUACUUGCUGUGAAGGUUAUAGCAACAAAAUCAGGCAUUCAAAUAGUGACGUAGGCAUCCUGCCCCUUCCCAACUCUAAACUUUGUGCUGAUGUGGACAGGGAUGCUGUGAAUUUAGACACCCAGGGGUUCUCUGGGGGUAGAAAUAACUGCAGUGUGAGAAAUUAUCCUCCUUCCCCCAAAAAAGAAAAAGAAAAGUACUUCUAGAUGCUUUUUAAUUUGCAGUUCCAUAAUCAUAUGCUCUCUUGUUUUUUUGUUAUUCUUGAUUUAUACCAUUCCCCACUGAUUAUAGGAAUCAGCAUCACUUAACGAUAAAGAGCAUAGAUUCUGGAACCAUACCUGUUGGAUUCACAUCCCAGUGUUGCCGUUUGUGAGCUGUAUAAGGGUGGGGAAACUAGCUUUCCUCUCAGUGUCCCAGAUUCUAAUUUCUCAAAAGGGAGCUAACAGUACCUAUUUGUUGGUUUUGAGGAUUAAAUGAGUUACGUGUGAAAAGUACUUAGAGCGUGCUGGGUAUGUAGUGAAUGUUAUAUACCUGCUAAUGUUAUCAUUGAUGCUGACGCUCUUGUCAUUAAUAUAUUUUCUGUAUCUGACACAGUUUCUUGGAAUGAUAAUACAUAUGGAUAUGGGUAUAACAUUGCCAUCAUUUAAAUGGAACAUCUGUCAGGUGGAUUUGUAGGUCCAGUAUCACACAGGUUUUCAUUUGGUGCUUUUUGCAUCUAUCGUGUGUUUAUUAUACAAAUAUGUAUAUGAGCAUUCCAAACACCAGUAUUACUGAAAUUUAACCUUGUAACUAUAGGAGAGGUGAGCUUUUCCAUGUAUUGCUAUAUUUAAUUUUUUACAACACCACUUGAAAUUUGUAUUAUUAUUUGUACUAUUUUCAGAUGGGAAAUCCCGUAAAUAAGUUAACAUUUAACCAAACUUAAAUACACUAGUUCCCUGAAGUAUUCAAGUGAAUAUAGGCCUAAGAAUUUGAUUUCCUUUUUCAGUGUUUAUAGUUAAAAUUUUUUGUUUCUGUAUGGUACCUGGUAUAUUAAUAAUUAAGAUGAUUGCAUAUUUCUUUUUGUCCUAGCUCAUGCUUGAUACAUGGAAUGAGUCCAUCUUUUCAAAUAUAAAAAACAGACUCCAAGAUAGUGCAAUGAAGCUGGUACAUGCUGAAAGAUUAGGAGAAGCUUUUGAUUCUCAGCUGGUCAUUGGAGUAAGAGAAUCCUAUGUUAACCUUUGUUCUAAUCCUGAAGAUAAGCUUCAAAUUUAUAGGGACAAUUUUGAGAAGGCAUACUUGGAUUCAACAGAGAGAUUUUAUAGAACACAGGCACCCUCGUAUUUACAACAAAAUGGUGUACAGAAUUAUAUGAAAUAUGCAGAUGCUAAAUUAAAAGAAGAAGAAAAACGAGCACUACGUUAUUUAGAAACCAGACGGGAAUGUAACUCUGUUGAAGCACUCAUGGAAUGCUGUGUAAAUGCCCUGGUGACAUCCUUUAAAGAGACUAUCUUAGCAGAGUGCCAAGGCAUGAUCAAGCGAAAUGAAACUGAAAAAUUACAUUUAAUGUUUUCAUUGAUGGACAAAGUUCCCAGUGGGAUAGAGCCAAUGUUGAAAGACUUGGAGGAACAUAUCAUUAGUGCUGGCCUGGCAGAUAUGGUGGCAGCUGCUGAAACUAUUACUACUGACUCUGAGAAAUACGUUGAGCAGUUACUUACAUUAUUUAAUAGAUUUAGUAAACUCGUCAAAGAAGCUUUUCAAGAUGAUCCGCGAUUUCUUACUGCAAGAGAUAAGGUAUAUAUUCUUGUAUAUUAA
This is a messenger RNA of Leptonychotes weddellii (Weddell seal), 2429 nucleotides long. Lineage: Eukaryota; Metazoa; Chordata; Mammalia; Carnivora; Phocidae. The record is from RefSeq and is a predicted model, not a curated record.